CCCCCUCCCUCUUUUCCGCGCUCCGCUCCCUCCUUCUGGAUUUUACUAGCCGUUCCCGAAGCAGCUCUACACACCAUGGAGCUCCACGUUCUUUGGCAGGAAGUGUGCCCGGACUGAGACCGCAGACUUUGCUCCCGCGGCAAAAGAUUGGAUCAAAUAGUUCAUCCCACCAAUUCCAACUCCUGGUGACCGAUACGACAGAGCAGAUCUGCCCCAUGGGGUUCCCAAGACUGCCAUCUUCACAAAAGCAGACCUGGCUCCCACUGAGAAGGAUGCUGAAGAAACCCUCUCCUGUUCGUGAAGCCAGACACUAAGGAUGCUUCACACAUGAACUAUGCUGAAGUGAACCUCUGAGCCAUUUCCUGUAGAAAGAGAAGGACGCCAACAUGGAAGAAAAAGCGGCACCCACAGUUUUCAUUCUGCUGCUUUUGGUCAACGUCAAUUUGCUGAAUGGACAGUCACCUCCUGGGAAACCUGAGAUUUCUAAAUGCCGUUCUCCUGAUAAAGAAACUUUUACCUGCUGGUGGAAGCCUGGGCCAGAUGGAGGACUUCCUACCAAUUAUACUUUGACUUACCACAAGGAAGGAGAGACGGUCACCCACGAAUGUCCAGACUACAAAACAGGCGGCACCAACUCCUGUUACUUUAACAAGCAGCACACCUCCAUGUGGCUGUUAUACACCAUCAUGAUAAACGCCACUAACCAGAUGGGAAGCAGUUCCUCAGAUCCACAUUAUGUGGAUGUGACUUAUAUAGUUGAACCAGAGCCUCCUGUGAACCUAAUUUUAGAAGUAAAACAGCCAGAAGACAGAAAACCUUAUCUCUGGAUAAAAUGGUUUCCACCCAAACUGGGUGAUGUAAAGUCUGGUUGGCUCACACUCCUGUAUGAAAUCAGAUUAAAACCUGAGAAAGCAGUUGAGUGGGAGAUCCAUUUUGCUGGGCAACAGACUCAGUUUAAAGUCCUUAGCUUAUAUCCAGGGCAGAAAUACCAGGUCCAGGUUCGCUGCAAGCCAGAUCAUGGAUUUUGGAGUGAGUGGAGCCCUGCGAGUUCUAUUGAGAUACCGAGUGAUUUCACCAUGAAAGAUGUAACCGUGUGGGUCUUUGUAGCUGUUCUUUCUGCUGUCGUUUGUUUGAUUAUGGUCUGGGCAGUAACUUUGAAAGGCUACAGUAUGGUGACCUGCAUCCUUCCGCCAGUUCCUGGUCCAAAAAUAAAAGGAUUUGAUACUCAUCUGCUGGAGAAUGGUAAAUCUGAAGAAAUGCUGAGUGCCCUCGGAUGCCAAGACUUUCCUCCCACUUCAGAUUGCGAGGACUUGCUGGUGGAGUUUUUAGAAGUGGAUGACAAUGAAGACCAGCAGCUAAUGCCAGCUCACUUGAAAGAACACCUAAGACAAGGCUUGAGACCCACUCGUUUAGAUCCUGACACUGACUCUGGCCGGGGCAGCUGCGACAGCCCUUCCCUUCUGUCUGAAAAGUGUGAGGAAGCCCAAGAAAAUCCUAUGUUCCACACGCCGGAGGUCACUGAGAAGUUAGAGAAUCCAGAAGCCAAUAUUACCUGUCCCUGGGACCUCCAGGACAUACACUUGGAAGAUAAAAUACCCUAUUUUUAUGCUGGUGGAUCCAAAUCAUCAACAUGGCCUUUAGCCCAGCCCCCUGGCCAACACAACCCUCGCUCUUCUUACCACAACACUGCAGAUGUUUGUAAGCUGGUCCGGGCUCCUGUGAGUGCUGUCACCGUGCUGUUGGAUAAAACAGAAGAGGAUGCUGUACAAGCCUCAAAACCCAGUGAGACUGGAGGGGAGGAAAAGGGAGACAAGUCAAUGGAGGCAGAAAGCUUCCAUUCCAAGACUGGCCAUGAUACAGCAUGGCGGCUGCCCCAGCAGAAACCCCCUUUUCCCUCUGCUAAACCCUUGGAUUAUGUAGAAAUCCACAAGGUCAACAAAGAUGGAGCACUCUCUUUGCUACCAAAGCAGAAGGAGAGCAGCUGCUAUGAGACAGAGAAGCCUGGUCCUCCAGAAUCCAAUAAGGAAUAUGCUAAGGUGUCCAGGGUGAUGGAUAACAACAUCCUGGUCUUAGUGCAAGAUCCUGGAGCUCAAAGUGGGGCGUCGUUGGAAAAACAAGCCAAGGAGGCUCCUCCAGCAUCCCAACAGCUUCAAGCUGAGAAAAACCUGGCCUGCUUCACUGCAACACCAAACAACUGCAGACUCCAGAUGGGAGGCUUGGAUUACCUGGAUCCUGCGUGUCUUAUGCACUCCUUUAACUGAUAGCUGGACUCAUGGAAUGAUCGAUUACAAUGUGAUUUUUCUUCAGGUAACACUACAGCGUCAAUGAAAUGCCAUCUAGUAGAGAAUGUUCCAGAACGUGGUUAGCCUGACACUAGUAAAUCUCACUACUUUCCAUGUUCCACCCAUUCCUUUUCAGAUGCUCCGUUUUCAGCCAGGUCCCUUUCCCCGACAGCUGGUAAUGGAACAAAUCAUCUUGUUUCUUAAUUGUGAUUUUCAGAUUUAUUUUUUGCUACUCGCUAUAAAUUGAUGUGAUCAAAGAAAUGAAAACACAUUGCUUAGGAUCUCUUAGGGCCAGUGCCAUAGGUAGCUCCCUUUGGAGAAGGUUCUCAUGGCUUGGUGAAUGAUCGAGAGAAACAAAAUAGUCAGCACUGUUUACCACUGGCAGGUGAACGACAGGGAGGAGAUGCCAGGAAAACUUCUUUGGGGAACGAAUUGCUUCACCUGUGCACAGCUCUUUCAUUCUAUUAAUCCUAAAUUUGUGAGGAGUUAUCAAACACAACACACUCAAAGAAAGAAUGCAUUCCAGAGCAUUUGGCAAAUUGUUUACAUAGUCCCUAUACCUUACUGCAGAGAUGCAAGUAAAAGUGAUGCCUCCAAUUUUUUCUUAAAAUAGUUUAAAUGUAGUGAACAUUGAUUUCCCCCCUCAAUUUUAAUGCAUCCUUCCUCCUCUAGAGAAUAUAGUUUUACAAAGUAAAAUUUUCUUAUAUGAGAGGCCAAUAAAUUUCAUGUGGUAAAUUCA
Molecule: messenger RNA, 3021 nt
Organism: Echinops telfairi (small Madagascar hedgehog)
Lineage: Eukaryota; Metazoa; Chordata; Mammalia; Afrosoricida; Tenrecidae
Gene: PRLR
Product: prolactin receptor
Exons: 11
Coding region: 387-2261 (624 amino acids)
Biological process (GO): cytokine-mediated signaling pathway
Cellular component (GO): external side of plasma membrane; signaling receptor complex; membrane
Molecular function (GO): cytokine binding; cytokine receptor activity
Source: RefSeq, a predicted model, not a curated record